AUGUUUCAGAUGUUACAGUUGCAGAAAACAAACGUAUGGCUAUUUUAUUCAAAUAUGAUUGGCUAUAUGCGCAUUAUUUUAGCAUUACUAUCUUUUGAAGCGAUGACUUAUGCUCCAUGGCGUGCAGCAAUCUGUUAUGUGUUUAGCGCCGCAUCCGAUGCUAUAGAUGGCUAUGUUGCACGGAUUCAUAAUCAAUCGUCCAGAUUUGGUGCUAUGCUAGAUAUGUUAACGGAUCGUUGCGCUCUUAUGGCACUAGUAAUGUGCUGUGGGAAUUUUUAUUCAAAUUACUUAUUUUUUUUUCAAAUGUCAGCAGUAAUUGAUAUUGCUUCUCAUUGGUUUUAUUUUCAUGCUGGCGAUGUUACUGGCAAAACAACACAUAAACAGUCAUCAAAUCCAAUUUUGCAUCUGUACUACACUUCCCGUCCAUUUUUAUUUGUAAUGUGUUUGGGUAAUGAAGCAUUCUAUAGUUUCAUGUAUAUCAAUCAUUUUUGGUCUGGUCCAGGUAUAUACGGUUUUCAUUUCAUUCCAUUGCUAUCAGCUCUUUGUUUUCCCAUUGCUUUACUGAAAUCAAUGAUUAGCUUGCUUCAUCUUUUUGUCGCUGCACAAAUAUUAGUUGCCAAAGAUGUAGAGUUGAUUAGACAGAAAAAAUAG
This is a messenger RNA of Thelazia callipaeda (thelaziosis nematode), 651 nucleotides long. Lineage: Eukaryota; Metazoa; Nematoda; Chromadorea; Rhabditida; Thelaziidae. The record is from the annotation of a GenBank genome assembly.